ACUCUGUUUGUUUAUUCAACUGUUGAAUUGCGUCGACAUCAUCCGAUCAGAAAAACUUCUGGACCUACUUUGCGAAAGUCAACGUUUUAAUUAAUAUUCAUGAGUAGGAAUAGCGGAAGACAAGGUUAUGCCCCUCCUUCAGGUACAAAAACACCUGUCAGCAGUCAUGUGAGGACAGAUUCAGAUUCACCCGACGAGCAAAUGGACUCCGGGCAGCUUUCAGCUGGAGAGUCUGAGUGCAGGAAUGAACUGGAGGAAGGAGCCGGGGAUUGGAAAGUUCCAGGUGUGAAGGAUGGAAAGAAGGACCACCGGUCACGUGACAGCUCCACAUCUUCCUCCGACAGUGAGGAUGAUGAUAAAGACAAGAAAAAGAAGAAGAAAAAGCUGAAGAAGAAAAGAUGCAAGAAGUGCAGCUCAUCUUCCUCAUCAUCAUCAUCUUCGUCAUCAUCAUCAUCAUCGUCCUCAUCCUCAGAUAGUGACAGUAGCGAGGAUGAAAAGAAGAAAAAGAAGAAAAUGAAAAUCAGUGAGACGGCAGAGCCGGUUAUUCUGAAAGAAGAAGGUCUGGAGGGACACGCUGAAUUAACUCUUGCUGGAGACGAGGAGAAGAUAAAGAAGAAAGACAAAGAUUCAGCUGACAGUGAGAAUGAAAAAAAGAAAAAGAAGAAGAAGAAAAAGAAAAAGAAGAAGAAUAACAAGAAGAAGAAGAAAAUGAAGAAGAGGAAGAAGAAGAUGAAGAAAAAGCAUUCCAGCUCAUCUUCCUCCUCUGAAAGCUCAUCUUCCUCAUCAGACAGUGAGGAUGAUCACAAGAAGAAGAAGAAGAAGAAGAAGAAAAAGAAGACCAAAAAGAAGAUGAAGGAAUCAAGUGGUUCUUCCUCUGACAGCUCCAGUGAAGAUGAGGAGAAGACGAAAAAGAAGAAGAAGAAGAAAGACAAAAAGAAGAAAAAGAAAAAGGAAAAGAAGAAGGACUCGGAGGGCGACUCAGAUGGAGAGAAGGACAAGAAGGUGCUUGAGCUGAAACAGGAAGAUGGAAAGCUGACAGACGACUGUGUGACUGUCUCUUCAUCUUCAUGUGCACUUCCUGCUGAGUCUGCGGACUUGACCUCUGCCAGGGAUGAUGGCCAUAUGUCUGAUGAUGAGGGAGAAGACGACAAACAGAAAGACAAAAAGAAGAAAGUAAAGAAAAAGAAGAAGGAUUCCAGCUCCUCUUCAUCAUCCGACAGUGACGAUGACAUGAAGAAGAAGAAGAAGAAGAAGAAGAAGAAGAAGAAGAAAGUUUCAUCAUCGUCAUCAUCAGACAGCUCUUCAUCGUCCUCUGACAGUGAAGAUGACAAAAAGAAGAAGAAGAAGAAGAAGAAGAAAAAGAAGAAGAAAAAGAAAGUGAAGGAUUCAUCUUCAUCAUCUGACAGUGAGGAUGACAAAAAGAAGAAAAAGAAGAAGAAGAAGAAGAAGAAGAAAAAGAAGAAGAAAGUGAAGGAUUCAUCUUCAUCUUCGAGUAGCUCUUCAUCGUCAUCUGACAGUGAGGAUGACAAAAAGAAGAAAAAGAAGAAGAAGAAAAAGAAGAAGAAGAAGAAAGUGAAGGAAUCAUCUUCAUCAUCAAGCAGAUCCUCAUCUUCUGACAGUGAUGAUGAGAAGAAGAAGAAGAAGAAGCAUAAGAAAAGGAAGAAUAAGAAGAAAGCAAAAUCGGAUGAUAAGGAUGGAGAGAACACCUCGCCGAAGACCGAAGGAGAAUCCGGGGGUUUGGAGUCUCUCAGCACGACAGAUUACAGUCGUGGUUCUCAGAUUUCUUCAUCUCCGGCUGCCUCCAGCUUGCCUUCUGAACACCUGAGCGAAGCCUCACAGAAGAGCAGCAGCGCCACCCGCAGGCCUCUGACCGCCAUGGAGAGCCUGAUGGGACAUCCUCAGAGAAACACACUGGAGACCAGCAGAUACAGCACACCAUAAGGGCCCUAGAAACACUUACAGAAAAGUACCAUGACAGUACCAUGUUUUAUUGGACUUAUUCCAAUGAUGUAUUUUUGAAGGCCAACCCAUAUGCUAGCAUCACUCUGGUUCCUUUGACAAUUCCCAAUAGGAAUUUUUCAUUUGCUUUUGGAUUAUAGCAGAAAAUAAGCUCUGUGACCAACAAAAAUUUGUUUCCUGAUAGACUAUUGCCUUCAAACCCUUAAAACUUUAAGCUUUAAAAUUAUUUUAUUGCAAAACCUUCAAACUUCAAGCUUUUAAAACUUCAAACUUUCUGGUCAGGCUUUCUCAAGCCAAUGUCAAAGUUUGUCUUCAUGAACUUUUUAUCUAGUUAUAAUUUGAUGAGCUUCUUUGAUGAAUAUUCACAAAAAAAAAAAAAAAAAAAUAUAUAUAUAUAUAUAUAUAUAUAUAUAUAUAUAUAUAUAUAUAUAUAAUGUCAUGGUGUUAGGAAGAUGUUAAGACAUUAAUGCAACAGUUAAAAUGUGGGCUUUGAAAAUCCAUGUGUGUUUAGAGGUUGCAAUUAUAAGUAAUUAAUGACGCGGGUUUUUUAUGAGAUUUUUAGAUGCAGCACUUGAAAUAAACGCAUCUGAUAUUUUAACCCAACAGCUGUAUCUUGCUUGCCGAAAAUGCAAUUUAAAGCUACAAAAAAAAAAAACAUGCCAACAUUAAUACUGAAUUACGAGUCAAAGAACUAUUUGAUUGUGAAUGGAACUAUUAAAAUAUUAAAAGCAUGUAAACAAACAUAUACA
Messenger RNA from Ctenopharyngodon idella (grass carp), 2708 nucleotides. RefSeq names its product nucleolar protein dao-5-like. The transcript has 18 exons. The record is from RefSeq and is a predicted model, not a curated record. Lineage: Eukaryota; Metazoa; Chordata; Actinopteri; Cypriniformes; Xenocyprididae. Bases 100 to 1941 code for a protein of 613 amino acids.